Gasterosteus aculeatus aculeatus (three-spined stickleback) is the source of this 3053-nucleotide messenger RNA. It is a transcript of the gene tpcn1, whose product is annotated as two pore segment channel 1. The record is from RefSeq and is a predicted model, not a curated record. Gene Ontology annotation, cellular component: endosome membrane; lysosomal membrane. Lineage: Eukaryota; Metazoa; Chordata; Actinopteri; Perciformes; Gasterosteidae. Gene Ontology annotation, biological process: monoatomic ion transport; transmembrane transport. Gene Ontology annotation, molecular function: voltage-gated channel activity; monoatomic ion channel activity.
CUGGUGUACAGAGACAAAUCCAGACCCAUCAAUGGAGUGUGUAUGUGUACAGGCAGAUGGCUGCCAUGAAGAUCAGACCCACACUGGGAGUCCAGUAUUGCUCUCCUCCUAUGCCUUACAGUUAGAACUAGACUGCAUUGAUGGAGGAGGAGGCCAUUAUGACAUAGUGAACAACGCUGUGAACUCAGCACCCGGGCCACCGAACCACAGAGCCCAAAAUGUGUCCUUACGCCAAAGCUGGGAGAUGAACUACCAAGAAGCAGCCAUCUACCUGCAGGAGGGAGAGAACAAUGAUAAGUUCUUCACCCACCCUCGGAACCCAAAGGCGCUGGCAGCGUACCUCUUUGCACACAACCACCUGUUCUACAUGAUGGAGUUGCUGACGGGCCUGCUGCUGAUGAUGCUGUCGCUGUGUGAAGCUCCGGCUGUGCCUUCACUGCGCCUGGACGUCUAUGUCCACGCCACUCUGGAGCUGCUUGCUUUGGUUAUGGUGGCAUUCGAGCUCUGCAUGAAACUCCGCUGGUUAGGCUUCCACACCUUCAUACGCCACAAGAGGACGAUGGUGAAGGCGUGUGUGUUGCUGCUACAGUUCGUGGAGGCCAUAGUGGUUCUGAUCAGACAGACGUCUCACGUGAGAGUGACCAGAGCUCUCAGACCAAUUUUCCUGGUGGAUUGUAGAUACUGUGGUGCUGUGCGCAGAAACUUGCGUCAGAUCUUCCAGUCUCUUCCACCUUUCAUUGACAUCCUCCUCCUGCUACUCUUCUUCAUGGUUAUCUUUGCUAUCUUGGGUUUCUGCCUCUUCUCCCCAAACACUGCUGACCCGUACUUCAGCACACUGGAGAACAGCCUCGUCAGCCUGUUUGUUCUGGUCACCACAGCAAAUUUCCCUGAUGUGAUGAUGCCCGCGUACUCCAAGAACCGCUGGUCGUGUGUUUUCUUCAUUGUGUACCUCUCCAUAGAGCUCUACUUCGUCAUGAACCUGCUCUUGGCGGUGGUCUUUGAUACAUUUAAUGACGUUGAGAAGAUGAAGUUCAAAUCUCUUUUACUUCACAAGCGCUCUGCUAUUGACCACGCCUUCCAGCUGUUAGUUAGCCGACAGAGGCCCAUGGGCGUGUCGCUGAAACAGUUUGAUGGUCUGAUGCGAUUCUACAGACCACGAAUGUCCGCAAGAGACCGCUUCCUCACGUAUAAAGCUCUCAACACCUCUGGGGCUCCUAUGCUCAGUCUUCAGGACUUUUACAAAUUCUAUGAGGUCACUGGCCUCAAAUGGAAGCCCCGACGCAGUGGAGAACAUUGGUUUGACGACCUUCCUCAAACGAGCUUCCUCAUUUUUAAAGGCAUCAACAUACUUGUGAAGUCCAAGGCCUUCCAAUACGUCAUGUAUGUGGUGGUGGCCAUUAAUGGUGUUUGGAUUCUGGUGGAGACGUACACGCUGAAUAGUGGAUUUUCCUGGUCCAGAUUUGUACCCUGGAGUUACAUUGUUUUUCUGACUAUUUAUGGUGUAGAGGUGUUAUUGAAAAUAACUGGUUUGGGGCCAAUGGCUUAUUUCAGCUCUGGGUGGAAUCUAUUUGAUUUCUCCGUGACGGUGUUUGCCUUCCUGGGUCUGAUCGCUCUCGCCUUCGAUAUGGAGCCAUUUUACUUUAUUGUUGUUCUGAGACCAUUUCAGCUGCUCCGGUUGUUUAAGAUAAAGCAGAGAUAUCGUAACGUGUUGGACACCAUGUUUGAGCUCUUCCCCCGGAUGGCAAGUCUGGGCUUGACCUUAAUCAUCUUCUACUACUCCUUCGCAAUUGUUGGGAUGGAGUUUUUCGCCGACGUGGUUUAUCCCAACUGCUGCAACACCAGUACAGUGGCAGACUCCUACAGACAGAUAAACGUCACCUAUGGAAACAAAACCGUGCUGGAAGAAGGAUACUAUUAUCUCAAUAACUUCAACAACAUUCUCAGCAGCUUCGUGACUCUGUUUGAACUGACUGUGGUCAAUAACUGGUACAUCACCAUGGAAGGUGUAACUUCCAUGACAACCCACUGGAGCCGGCUCUACUUCAUGACCUUUUACAUAGUUACCAUGGUGGUGAUGACCAUCAUCGUAGCGUUCAUUUUGGAUGCUUUUGUGUUUCGUAUGAACUACAGCCGCAAGAACAGAGAACCAGUGGAAAACCCAGAGGAUGAGAACGGGAUCGUGUUUGAAGUAGAGGUGAGUCGGGAUGAAGCUCUGACAACUCUGGAGCUGUACAAGCAGACCUGCCCGGGACUGUCCUCCCUCAACUCCUUACAGGGAGUCCUACAAACUAUGGACAGAGGAGGGCACUCGUCUAUGGUGUACCUAGGUCGCAGGUCGAGGACGAAGAGUGACCUCAGCAUGAAAAUGUACGAAGAGGAGAUACAGCACGAGUGGUAUACCGAGUAUUCGAGGGAAGACCUGGCUGAGCGAGAGCAAUGCCCGGAGCAGGAACCGGAUAGUCCCGUCUCCCUCCCGUCUUCCUUCCCAGAGCCUCAGCUCAACUCACAGACUGGACCUCACAGUGUCAACUAAUGCAAAGGCUGCAAGCGGUUCUUACUCAUCACAAUCUCGGCAUUUUUUAAAUGCAAAUAAACCCCAUUACUCCCGGUUCUCCACACGUGAAGUUUACCAAGGAGGAAAACUGGUACGGGAGAACGUGAGGUGACGAUGACUCUGUCACUAUGGACAAUACGACUGCAGUGCAGAUCUGUUGCUCGACCAGUAAAGCUACGUUUUCUCUGGGCCAAUGUUACCAGGGAGCCUGUACUACUACGGUUUGUUGUGUAUGUAUGCUGCCGUAGGCCAUUUGUGACUUUCUGUAACACUUGUAGUACUUCAACCUGAUGUAUAUGGGAAUUUCUGCUUAAUAACACAUCUCAUUUAUCUAAAUCCAAAAGUAUAAACACUCCCACAGAACUAUUAGUGUAACUAAUAAUGUAAUAACGUCUCAACGGAUUCAAAGUGUUUCACUUUCAUAUCAUUUGUUCUUCAGUAAUGUAUUACGGUGAGUUAAGAAGGUAUUCCAAAAAUAAAAUGUCUUAAUUGUCAAGUA